CUGAAAGAAAAUCCUAUCCUUAGUCCGCUAUUAUAGCUUGGUCAUGUCCACAGGUGUAGAAUUUGUACCUCGCAAUUAUAGUCAUUUGUUCCAAAAAAAAUAAAAUAAUUUAUCGUGUCAAACCACUUCAAUCAAACAACAAUAAAUUGGUUUUCUAGAAGACAUUUACGCUCUUGUGUAUCAUUUUCCAGCCUUGACUCCAUGUCGACGUUCUUAUUCUUUCACUAGUCGCAAUGUUGAAAAUUCCGUCACAAGAACUGAAUUUGAUUGGCUGACAUUGGUCAUAUAAGCACUACAAUUACAACAGUCUCAGUUCAAUUUCUUGAAGAAAUGGAACUUUUCACUCCCCUGCUACCAAUUGCUGGAUUUUUGGCUCUGUUAUUACUUCUCAAGCGGUGGAAACAAUCGAGUCAUCAGAACCCAGAGAACAAGCUCAAAUACGCCCCAGAAUCAGCCGGCGGAUGGCCUGUAAUAGGCCACCUUCUUCAACUGACUAGCCAUGAAACUCUGGCAAGAUCCUUAGGAGCUUUGGCUGAUAAAUACGGCCCUGUUUUCCGGAUUCGUAUUGGUAUGAGCCCCUGCUUAGUUGUGAGUAAUUGGGAAGCUGUUAAAGAAUGUUUCACAUCCAAAGAUAAAGUAUUUGCAUCACGCCCAAAUUCAAGUGCCGGAAUCUACCUCGGUUACAAUUAUGCCGGUUUUGGUUUCGCCGCUUAUGGUCCUUACUGGCGAGAAUUGCGAAAGAUAGUCUUGGUUGAAGUCCUUUCCAGCCGAAGGCUUGAAUCCCUCCGGCAUAUCCGAAUUUCGGAACUCGAAAACAGCAUCAGGGAAUUGUUCUGGCUAGGAAACACCGGAAUUGAUCGUCGUCCGGCGGCGAAAGUGGUGAUGAGUGAGUGGUUCGAGCAAUUGACUCUGAAUAUAAUUGUGAGGACAAUUACUGGGAAAAGAUACAACGGUGAGGAUGAAAUUGGAGGCGGGAAAUAUUUUAGGAAAGUUGUGAAGGAGUUUAUGCACGUGUCGGGGCAGUUUGUGUUGUCCGACGUGAUUCCGGUUUCGUUCUUGAAGUGGUUGGAAUAUUUUUUAGGACACAUUAAAACCAUGAAACGAAUUGCGAAAGAGCUUGAUACUAUAACCCAGAUUUGGAUCGAUGAUCACGUUGAGAGGAGAAGGGCCGGCGGGAAGACCGACGAUGAUGACGAAGAACAACAACAAGACUUCAUUGACGUGAUGCUUUCAGCAAUCAAAGACGACUUUGUGGAUGAAUUUGGACACUCGCGAGAGACCGUCAUCAAAGCCACAGUACAGAAUAUAAUAUUGGCAGGAUCGGACACGACAUCAACACAUUUGACAUGGGUCCUAAGCCUUUUACUGAACAAUCCACACGACAUGAAACAAGCCCAAGAAGAAAUCGACCAUAUUGUGGGUAAGGAAAGAUGGGCAGAAGAAACUGACAUAAAGAAUCUGGUUUACCUGCAAGCCAUUGUGAAAGAAGCAUUGCGUUUAUAUCCGCCAGGCCCAAUAUCAGUGCCACACCUAGCCCGGGAAGAUACAGAGGUCAGCGGAUACCACGUUCCCAAGGGGACCCGUUUGUUUGUUAAUCUGUGGAAGCUGCAUCGGGACCCGAGGAUUUGGUCGGAUCCCGAUACGUUUCUGCCGGAAAGAUUCAUGGGUAGCCACGCAGAGGUCGAUUUCUCCGGGCAGAAUCAUUUCGAGUUCAUCCCUUUUGGGUCCGGGCGGCGAGCGUGUCCGGGACUGACGUUUGCGAUGCAAGUGACGCAUUUGACGCUGGCAAGGUUGCUUCAGGGAUUUAGUUUCGCGACGGUUUCGGAGUUGCCGGUGGACAUGGCUGAAGGUCAAGGAAUUACGUUGCCAAAGCUUAAUCCAUUGGAAGUGUUGAUCAUGCCUCGCUUGUCUCAUUCUCCUUUAUCUCCUAAACUAGAGUAACAAUUGCUAUGUUGCAGCAUUAUAGUACUUGUAAUAAUUCGUUUGUUACUUCAGACUUCAAAGUUUGAACUUACAAUUGAGAAUUAAGCCGAUAUUACAAUACGAUUUUCUCCACCACAAAGAAGACUAAAAAAAUCUAGAUUUGAGAAUUCAAAUCAAGCCAUAUCGCAUGGAAAAC
Molecule: messenger RNA, 2119 nt
Organism: Oldenlandia corymbosa var. corymbosa
Lineage: Eukaryota; Viridiplantae; Streptophyta; Magnoliopsida; Gentianales; Rubiaceae
Source: the annotation of a GenBank genome assembly